Pneumocystis jirovecii RU7 is the source of this 2826-nucleotide messenger RNA. RefSeq lists its product as uncharacterized. The transcript is spliced from 4 exons. Bases 43 to 2826 code for a protein of 927 amino acids. Gene Ontology annotation, biological process: phospholipid transport. Gene Ontology annotation, cellular component: endoplasmic reticulum; ERMES complex. Gene Ontology annotation, molecular function: lipid binding. The record is from RefSeq and is a predicted model, not a curated record. NCBI's taxonomy places the organism in Eukaryota, Fungi, Ascomycota, Pneumocystomycetes, Pneumocystales, Pneumocystaceae.
CUGUACACACGUAGUGUGUGCACUGUACACGCACACCUGAGCAUGCACUGGUUUCCUGCGUUCUCCCACCUUGUGGCAUAUGCUGCAGGCGCAGUGACACUGCCGCUGCUCAUUCUUGUGCUUCUGCUUGUUGGCCGAGCGCCGCCAUCAGUACCGCGGCAGCUACCACAGCAGCGGACCCGUGAUCCACCAGCCAAGACAGGGUGGUUGAGGGUCUGCCGUGGGCAUCCAAGGCGGCGUGCAGUCUUGUUCUAUGCAGUGCUACGUGACAAUACACUGCAUUUAUAUGACCGUGAGCACCGGACGGAUCUACGGCACCGUAUAGUACUUGUACCGAGCACAGUUGGCUUGUGGCCGCCGGGAGCACAUGAUGGAGAGCUAUUUGCACGGGCACACGCAAUUCAUAUUGCAGAACAGGCGUCAGCAGUGUCUACAGAGAGCACAGCACGGCAACAGUACUUUUUGUUCAGUGGAAAUCCAUCGGAUCAAGAAGACUGGUAUUUUGCACUGGCAGCAGCAAGUGGGCGGCAGCCAUUGCAGUUUGAGGCAGCAGACAUGUCGGCAUUGCUGCAGGCAAUCCAUGGGAGUGAUGCACAAGUCGAAAUGAGAUGGUUGAAUGGGUUAAUUGGGCGGUUAUUCCUAGGACUCUAUCAAACACAAAUGGCAGAGGAAUUUAUUAUGGAACGGAUCAGAAAGAAGAUUGCACGGAUUAAAAAGCCGGGAUUUUUAUCAGAUAUAGUGGUACGACGGGUAGAGAUAGGAAACAGCAUUCCCUAUGUGACAAAUCCGCGGCUGCGAGAGCUGUCGAUGGAUGGACAGCUUAAUAUGGACGUAAAGAUCACAUACAAGGGACAGAUGCGUGUAGAAAUAGGGACAAGUGUGACACUGAACCUGGGAGGGCGUUUACGUGGGCGGAAGAUGGAGGUGGUGGUGGCGGUGGUGGUAAAACGGUUUGAGGGGACCAUAGGGGUAAUUAUGAAGCCGCCGCCAAGCAAUCGGGUGUGGUAUGGGUUUUAUGAGAUGCCGACGAUUGACAUGACGAUUGAACCGGUGGUGUUUUCGAAGCAAAUUACGUAUUCCAUGAUUUUGAAGGUGUUGGAGAACCGGAUUCGAGAGACGAUUCAGAAUACACUUGUUUUUCCGCACAUGGAGGAUUUUUACAUCUGUAGCACGAAAAACCAAAUGUACAGAGGGGGGAUUUGGGAGGAAUCAAGAGCAGGAAGAGAGGAGCGGAGAGAAGAAGGGGAAGAGGAAGUGGAGAAAGGCGUAGAGAGGGAGGGAAUAGAGGAAGGAAGGAAGGAAGGGCAAGGAGAAGAGAAAGAGGGGGAAAAGGGAGAAAAGAAGGAAACAGAGGGAGAAGGAGUGCCAUUAGGAGGACCAGGGGGGUUAGGAGGGAAGCAACAGAGGCAGGCAGUGCUGUUGACCACACUGAGGACGGGAGAAAACAAAAAAAGUGGAUUGAAGAGGUCGUCAUCAUACAAUACGAUUGCAUCGGGGAGUGGAGGAGGAAUAGAGGGAGGAGAGGGGAGAGAAAGGCGAGGAGAGGGAGAGGAGAAAUUGGGAAAGUCAUUUGUGACGGCGGCAGCGAUGAGUGCAUUUGGAAAGUCGAGUGUUUUGCCGAAAACACUGAACAAGAUCUCGCAAUCGAAGAUUUUCAAGUCGGAGGAGAUGCAGAAAGGAGAGCAAGAAGGGGAAAACGAGGUGGGAAGAAAAAAAGUGUUUUGGAAGCAAAAGACUGACAAUUGGAAGAGUAUUGGGAUGAUUGGGAGUGGAGGAUCAUCAAUAUCGGGAAGUUCAUUGAAGUCGACGUUUGCGACGAAGAAAGAGCGACUAAGUGCAGCAUUUGUGACGAUGCGGGAAGGAUCUACGUUAUUUGAGGGUCGGCGGAAGCAAGAAGUAGGGGAAAAGAAUACUCUGUCUCUGAGUGUUAGUUCGGCAACAAAUGCAGUGCGACGAUGGGGGGCGAAUUAUAUAACGAAAAGACAUUCACAUGCAUCGCUUGAUUCGGAGGUAUUGAGUGAAUACACAGGAAGAUCGUCGUCGGUGAGUUUUGAAAGGGAUAAAAAAGAGUCAUUGGCACAAGAAGUCUUGGAAGACAGGCUUCCUGAGUAUUCAGAGGUUGCAGGAGAGUCAAUGGAGCCAAUAGGUGUUUCGAAACAAGAAAUAGGAGACGAGGUGCCACGACUCGAGCAUUCGGCAUCUGAACCGAUUUCUUCUAUGAAGCGGGAAGAGAAUAAGCAACAUGGUGUGAAAGAAACUAUGAGUUAUAAUACGAUAUCGUUUAAACAAAGGCCAGUGCCUUUGCCGCCUGUUAAGCAGAAGGCAAAACAGCCGGUUCUCCCAGCAAGACAGAGUGUUAGGGCUGAACAGAAUUCUCAAUCCUCUGAAGUGUCUUCAGGGAUAACAUUAGGUUUGGCUUCGGAUUUGGCUUUAGAUUUAACAUCAGAUUCAAUGGAUGCUUCUAAUCAAGCAAAUAUACAAAAGAUUUUGAAAAAACGGUAUGAAACGGAAUCUAGAUUCAAAAAACAUCAAUUUGAUUCAAAUGGUACGGCUAAACCGGAAGCUAAACUUGAAGAGGAUGCUAUACUGGAUGAUUCUUUUGGGCUAGACGACAAUAUUGAUCUAGAUGAUCAUUUUGAGUUGGAUGAAUCUGAUUUAAAAGAUGGUUUUGGGUUGUGUGAUGACAUUGAAUUAGAAGAGACGGUUGGGUCUGAUCCAACUGAUCUUGAACAUGCUUUUAAUCCUGAGGACAUUGAUCCGGAAGAGGAUAUGUCUUGUGCUUCAAUACAUGAGCAAGAGAAUCCUUCUAGAUCAGCAACAUGCUAG